Molecule: messenger RNA, 816 nt
Organism: Calliphora vicina (urban bluebottle blowfly)
Lineage: Eukaryota; Metazoa; Arthropoda; Insecta; Diptera; Calliphoridae
Gene: Tsp42Eo
Product: Tetraspanin 42Eo
Exons: 5
Coding region: 127-786 (219 amino acids)
Cellular component (GO): plasma membrane
Source: RefSeq, a predicted model, not a curated record
AUGUAAAUGUAUAUAAAAACUAAUAAUAAAUAAUUCCAAAAGUAAAACACUAUACACAUGAAAAACAUUUAAAGUCCAAGAAAACUUUAAUAUUUUGUAAUAAAAACCAAAAAAAGAAUAAGAAAAAUGACAUCGUGUCGUUCCUGCUUACAAUGGCUUAUUAUUAUUUUUAAUACAUCAUGUGUGAUAUUUGGUAUUUUAGGUGUAGUCGAGAGCGUAUUUGAGUUGCAAAAAUACGAUUAUGGGUCAACAGAUUUUACGGAGAAAAUAGUACAAAUCGUUAUUGGAACUGUUUUAGUAAUAUCGGCAUUUAUUGGUUGUUGUGGGUCGGUACAUGGCUCCGUAAAAAUAUUAAUACUUUUUAUUACAAUAUUAUUCGCACUGAUAGCUGCUCAUAUUUGGAAAUUGUGGCGUUACGAUGAACUUCGAGUGCGGACAACAACCGAGGUAAUGGUCAGCUAUACAUGGGUAGAAGAGGUAGUCGAGCGUGGAAAAAUGAAUCCAAUGCAGGAAACAUAUGUUUGUUGUGGCAAACACGGAUACAUUGACUACACGAACAAUUACAUGAAAGUUCCAGACAGUUGCUAUUAUUUCGAAAAUAAUAAAAAAUCUUUCUAUCCCCACGACGAGGGUUGCAUAUCGGCUGUGUCAAAAGCAUAUUUGAGUAUCUACCGCAUGGAGAAAUGGGCUCACAUUUCAUUGAUUGGUUUAGAGAUUUUUGGAAUUGUUUUAUCAAUUGUGUUAAUAUGCAAUUUGACGGCCGACACAUUACGUUAUAGUUAUUAGUAAAAUCCAUAAAUCCAUAAAUAUAUUUAU